This is a messenger RNA of Aspergillus eucalypticola CBS 122712, 1458 nucleotides long. Its product is annotated as pantothenate transporter. The transcript has 9 exons. Gene Ontology annotation, molecular function: allantoate transmembrane transporter activity; dipeptide transmembrane transporter activity. Gene Ontology annotation, biological process: allantoate transport; dipeptide transport; tripeptide transport. Gene Ontology annotation, cellular component: plasma membrane. The record is from RefSeq and is a predicted model, not a curated record. NCBI's taxonomy places the organism in Eukaryota, Fungi, Ascomycota, Eurotiomycetes, Eurotiales, Aspergillaceae. The coding region runs from base 1 to 1458 and encodes 485 amino acids.
AUGACGGUGUCACCUUUGACGGCAGACCAAGACGCAAUGAAAGAUGUUAACAUCGAUGUCGGGACAAUUCAUUUACAUUUUACAGCGGAGGAAGAAAAACGCGUAGUGAGGAAGAUCGACUGUACCAUUUUACCAUUGAUGUGCUUGGUGUUCUUCUUUCAAUACCUCGACAAGCAGAGUCUUAGCUACGCGUCGGUAUUCGGGCUUAUUGAUGAUCUCUCUCUGGAAGGGUCCGAGUAUUCUUGGUGCUCAUCAUUAUUUUAUCUCGGUCAAUUAGUUGCAGAGUACCCCUUCAUAUACUUAAUGAGCCGGCUUCCUCUUACCAAGUUCGUUGGUGCAACAAUAGUUUUCUGGGGUGCCGUGUGCAUGUGCCUUGCGGCGCCUACAAACUUUGCAGGGUUCGGGGCUGUAAGGUUCCUUCUUGGAGUUACGGAAGGGGCUGUCUCUCCAGCAUUUGUGACCCUCACUAGCAUGUGGUACAGAAAACAGGAACAUGCUUCAAGAGUGGGCAUCUGGGUGACGAUGAACGGCCUUGCCCAAGUCCUUGGAAGCCUGCUCAUGUACGGAAUUGGGAAACAACACUACCCACGGCUGGAACCAUGGAGGGUUCUCUUUCUCGUCUGCGGUGCACUUACAGCCGCCUUUGGUGCCGUCUUCUACUUUCUAGUGCCUACCAGUCCUCAGAAAGCAUGGUUCCUAUCCGACAGAGAGCGAGAGGUCCUACUGGCGAGAAUGGCGCAAGACAGAGAAGGAGGUGAUAAGACCAAUUUCUCAAAGUCACAGGUGAAGGAGACUUUAUUAGAUGUCCGAGCUUGGUUUAUCUUCGCUUUCGGCAUCCUCGUCACGAUGCAGUCGCCGGUUCUAACGUUUGCUUCCUUGAUUAUUAAGAACCUCAACUACGAUAAAUAUCAAACGAUGUUAUAUACCUCCCCAUCAGGAGCCGUUCAGAUCGUCGCGAUCUGGAUCGGUGUACUCGGCUGCCAACUCCUUCAGAACAACCGUAGCUUGGUGAUCAUUCUACUCUCCAUUCCUCCCUUGAUUGGCAACAUACUCCUAUUGAAGCUUCCACUUACGACAGGUUGGGGAUUGAUAGUGUCCUCCUGGCUAGCGUCCUGCAUCUCAGAUGUGAUGGUCAUUCUUCUUAGUCUCAGCGCAUCGAACGUGAAAGGAAAUACGAAGCGGGCGAUGGCCAACACGAUGUAUUUCAUUGGCUAUUGUGUUGGCUGCAUUGCAGGUCCCCAGCUGUGGCAGACGAAAUCGGCGCCCAGGUUCUUUGAAGGGGUCGUUACUGCAAUUGUAACCUGGUGUGUGCUGGUACUAGUCAUGGUCCUUUAUUGGUACUUGUGCAGGGCUGAAAACCUGAAGCGGGACCGGGAAGCCAACACUUCUGCCGAUAUCGUCUUGCAUACCGACGACGUCACAGAUAUCGAGGAUCGGCUCUUCCGCUACAGUUAUUAA